AUGGCCACACGCCUCCUCCGCAGGGCCCUACGCUUGUGGGGCGGCCGCUGUGCGCCGAGCGUGCCGCCGGCCUCGAGAUGUUCUCAUUCUGGAGGGGAGGAACGUCUAGAAACUCCUUCUGCUAAAAAAUUAACAGAUAUAGGAAUUAGAAGAAUCUUCUCUUCAGAACAUGACAUUUUCCGGGAAAGUGUAAGGAAGUUUUUUCAAGAAGAAGUGAUUCCUCAUCACGCAGAAUGGGAGAAAGCUGGAGAAGUGAGUAGGGAGCUUUGGGAAAAAGCUGGAAAACAAGGACUGCUUGGUGUCAAUAUUGCAGAGCAUCAUGGUGGCAUUGGGGGGGACUUGUACUCAUCAGCUGUUGUUUGGGAGGAGCAAGCAUAUUCGAAUUGCACAGGCCCAGGUUUUAGUCUUCAUUCGGAUAUUGUCAUGCCCUAUAUUGCAAACUAUGGCUCAGAAGAACAGAUUAAGCACUUCAUCCCCCAGAUGACUGCAGGGAAAUGUAUUGGUGCCAUAGCAAUGACAGAGCCUGGGGCUGGAAGUGAUUUGCAAGGAGUGAGAACAAAUGCCAGAAAGGAUGGAAGUGACUGGAUUCUCAAUGGAAGCAAGGUAUUCAUCACUAAUGGGUGGCUAAGUGACGUUGUGAUCGUAGUGGCAGUCACAAAUCGUGACGCUCGCUCUCCUGCCCAUGGCAUUAGCCUUUUUCUGGUAGAAAAUGGAAUGAAAGGAUUUGUCAAGGGACGAAAGCUACAUAAAAUGGGACUAAAAGCCCAGGAUACUGCAGAAUUAUUCUUUGAAGAUGUACGUUUGCCAGCACGUGCCCUACUUGGAGAAGAGAAUAAAGGCUUCUAUUACCUCAUGCAAGAGCUUCCACAGGAAAGGCUACUGAUUGCUGAGUUGGCAGUUUCAGCCAGUGAAUUCAUGUUUGAAGAAACCAGGAACUACGUUAAACAAAGAAAAGCUUUUGGGAAAACAAUCGCACAUAUACAGACGGUGCAGCAUAAGCUAGCAGAAUUAAAAACACACAUUUGUGUAACCAGAGCUUUUGUGGACAGCUGUCUCCAGCUGCAUGAAACGAAACGUCUGGACUCUGCCACUGCUUCCAUGGCGAAAUAUUGGGCAUCUGAGUUACAGAACAGUGUAGCUUAUGACUGCGUGCAGCUGCAUGGAGGCUGGGGAUACAUGUGGGAGUACCCAAUUGCAAAAGCUUAUGUGGAUGCCCGAGUUCAGCCAAUCUAUGGUGGUACCAAUGAAAUAAUGAAGGAGCUAAUUGCAAGAGAGAUCGUCAGUGACAAGUAGACAUCUGCCCACAUCCUGGAAUCCUAUUACAACUAAUCUGGUUUUAAAUCUACUCAAGAUAAAAUACAACCUGGAAAGGGAGGGAACACUAAACAUGUUUUUAUAUGUUCUCUCUACAGAGAAAGAAAUCAAAUACAAAUACAAGAUUAA
Messenger RNA from Lipotes vexillifer (Yangtze River dolphin), 1443 nucleotides. RefSeq names its product acyl-CoA dehydrogenase long chain (gene ACADL). Gene Ontology annotation, biological process: carnitine metabolic process, CoA-linked; long-chain fatty acid catabolic process; fatty acid beta-oxidation using acyl-CoA dehydrogenase. Gene Ontology annotation, cellular component: mitochondrion; cytoplasm. Gene Ontology annotation, molecular function: long-chain fatty acyl-CoA dehydrogenase activity; flavin adenine dinucleotide binding. The transcript has 11 exons. The record is from RefSeq and is a predicted model, not a curated record. Bases 1 to 1293 code for a protein of 430 amino acids. Lineage: Eukaryota; Metazoa; Chordata; Mammalia; Artiodactyla; Lipotidae.